ACACUCAAUUACAUAAUCACACUACAUUAUCCACUAUGACAAAUCAUCAUAAUCUCAUCUUAGCUUGAUCUCAAUUGAACCAAUAGUCACAACUCACAACAAUGCUUUCUUUUGUAGUGAAUUUGGAAUUUUCUUCUUCUUUUUUACAUAGAAAAUUAAUUAAUUGGAAUGAAUGGGUACUCUGGUAAAUCCAUUCAAAGCAGAGAGAGAUCCAUCGGCACUCUCCUUUCUCGCUGAGCGAGGGAAAGGAAAGAAAACGAGAGAAAGAAAGGACGGUCUUUAUAAAAAACGGUUUCCCUUCUUCUUUCCUCCCUUUCUAUGUCUCGAGAAACCUCCCUCUCCCCGGUGGUUCUUCAGAAAUCUUGAACAGGGAGCUUCCCCUUUUUCUUCUUGUUCAGUACCUUCCUCUCUGCUUCGCAACUGAAUCUCUCCCACCUCAGGUAACUAACUCUCUAAUCCUCUUGAUCUCCAUUUGUUCGCACCUUCCCCUGCUUCUAAUUCCGCGCAUUGAAUCAUUCCUUUCUGUCAAUUACCUUAGAUCUCUUGCUUAGAGCCAAGGCCGCCGCUCUUUUUUCUUACCCUCUGUUGUGAUUCUUCCAGUCGUUUCACGAUCUGGGUCUCCCAGAUCUGACGCGCAUCGCAUUGAAAUCGAGGAAAAGAUGGAUUCUUUCGUUCGUUUGAAGAUCUGGGGUUUCGCCCUUUUGCUGAUUCUGCAAUCGGGAGAUGGGUUUUAUCUCCCCGGAAGCUACCCUCACAAGUACGGUAUCGGCGACACUUUGUCGGUGAAAGUGAACUCCAUCACUUCAAUUGAAACCGAGAUGCCAUUCAGCUACUACAGCUUGCCCUUCUGCAGGCCCACGGAGGGGGUCAAGGAUAGCGCUGAGAAUCUCGGGGAGAUUCUUAUGGGCGAUAGAAUCGAGAACUCGCCCUACAAGUUCAAGAUGUACACCAACGAGACCGAGAUCUUCCUCUGUCAAACGAAGCCCUUGUCGGCCGACGACUUCAAGCUUAUGAAGAAGAGGAUCGACGAGAUGUACCAGGUGAAUUUGAUCCUUGAUAAUUUGCCUGCGAUUAGGUAUACUAAGAGGGAAUCGUUUAUGGUGAGGUGGACUGGCUACCCUCUCGGGAUCAAAGUUCAGGAUGCUUAUUACCUCUUCAACCAUUUGAAGUUCACUGUUCUUGUUCAUAAGUAUGAGGAAGCCAACAUGGCUCGUGUGAUGGGAACUGGGGAUGCAGCUGAGAUGAUUCCCACUGGGGGAACGCCGGGAUCAGAGACCCCAGGUUAUAUGGUUGUAGGGUUUGAGGUUGUUCCAUGCAACUUUGUCCACAAUGCUAAGUCCUUGAAGGAUGUGAAGAUGUAUGGCAAAUACAAGUCUCCGAUCAAGUGUGAUCCUACAACGGUAGCCCUCCCGAUCAAGGAGAACGAACCGAUUGUUUUCACCUACGAGGUUACAUUCCAGGAGAGCGAUAUCAAAUGGCCUUCGAGAUGGGAUGCUUAUCUGAAAAUGGAAGGUUCAAAGGUCCAUUGGUUCUCAAUCAUGAAUUCUAUGAUGGUGAUCACUUUCCUUGCUGGUAUAGUCCUGGUCAUCUUCUUGAGAACUGUGAGGCGUGAUCUAACACGUUAUGAGGAGCUUGACAAGGAAGCUCAAGCUCAAAUGAAUGAGGAGCUAUCUGGGUGGAAACUGGUCGUGGGUGAUGUUUUCCGUGCCCCAACAAACUCGGCCCUAUUAUGUGUUAUGGUGGGCAAUGGAGUUCAGAUCCUGGGAAUGGCGGUUGCCACUGUCUUGUUUGCUGCUCUAGGAUUCAUGUCACCAGCUUCUCGGGGUACCCUCCUAACCGGUAUGCUAGUCUUCUUCAUGAUCCUUGGAAUUGCAGCAGGAUAUGCAGCUGUUCGGCUGUGGAGAACAAUGGGAUGUGGAGAUGGAAAAGGAUGGGCUUCCGUGUCAUGGAAAGUCUCCUGCUUUUUCCCGGGGAUUGCUUUCGUGAUCCUAACCACUCUAAACUUCCUUCUGUGGGGUAGUCAUAGUACUGGUGCAAUCCCAUUCUCUCUCUUCGUCGUCCUAAUCCUUCUCUGGUUCUGCAUCUCUGUUCCACUAACCCUGAUUGGAGGAUACUUUGGAGCAAGGGCGCCCCACAUCGAGUACCCAGUUCGCACCAACCAGAUCCCAAGAGAAAUCCCAGCUCAAAAGUAUCCAUCUUGGCUCCUAGUCCUCGGAGCUGGAACCCUACCUUUCGGCACCCUCUUCAUCGAGCUCUUCUUCAUCAUGUCAAGCAUCUGGAUGGGCAGAGUCUACUAUGUGUUCGGAUUCCUCUUGAUCGUGUUCAUCCUUCUGGUUGUGGUUUGUGCCGAGGUCUCACUUGUCUUGACCUACAUGCAUCUGUGCGUGGAGGACUGGAAGUGGUGGUGGAAAUCUUUCUUUGCCUCUGGUUCGGUCGCCAUCUACAUAUUCUUGUACUCCAUAAACUACCUGAUAUUCGACCUGAAGAGCUUGAGCGGGCCAGUUUCUGCAACCCUUUACCUGGGCUACUCAUUACUGAUGGUUCUAGCAAUCAUGUUGGCUACUGGCACAGUCGGGUUCCUUUCGUCCUUCUGGUUCGUGCAUUACUUGUUCUCGUCAGUUAAGUUGGAUUGAUCAGCCUCCUGUGCAGCAAUGGUUUCAUCAUUGUACCAGCAGCUCUUUACAACAGUAGUAGUUUACAGCGGUUUCUUAUCUCUUUGUUGACCUUUUGUCAUUUAAGUUGUCUUUCACUUUCUUUGCUUUUGGUAGGAAAGAGGAAUUACCAAUGUAGUAGGAAUAAGUUUCCCGUAAGUCUUUUUUCUGUUUUGGUUUGUCCAUAGAUGGCAACCCUCAUGGCUUGUUAUAGAGUUUUCUUCAUACCCAGAAAGUUCAUUUGCAUGUUUUGAUCAUGGUUUGUGUACAAUAUCGACGGUCCGACCAGAAACAUAAUCUACUAGAGUUGUAUGGUAUACAUAUCGGAGAAGUUUGUAAGGAUCGGUACAAUGCGAUCAAACCUCCACCCACUGUAUAUCGGUUCGUUAUUGGUUAGUAUUAUGUCGCGAUUUUGGUUAGUAUUAUGUCGAAACGACGAUCAUAUUGUUAGAUACCAUUCUAAUAAUUUGUACGAUUUUAUCGUUUUUGUGGUACGAUUUUGCAAAUCAUGCAUUUGAUCAGUCCCGAACACGAAUCCUACAGUGUAUGAACUUGCAGAUUAGGAUAACGAUUUCGUAGGUAGAUUAAACGCAAAGAUUGUGG
Linum trigynum is the source of this 3254-nucleotide messenger RNA. Lineage: Eukaryota; Viridiplantae; Streptophyta; Magnoliopsida; Malpighiales; Linaceae. The record is from the annotation of a GenBank genome assembly.